UCUACGUUCGUGUGUUUCUCAGAAAAUGUACAGACACUGUCUAGCUCGACCGCUAACGACAGCAAUUCACAAACGCAGAGCAUCAGUAAGAGCACGAAGGAUGGACAGAAACUCUGAUGUCACUAUUAUCGGGAAAGAAAAUUGGAAGUAUCGGUUUCUACAACAGUCUGAUUUGAAAGACGUUCAAGAAAUUAGCCAAAGUCAACUUACACAUGAUUAUAUUCCAUUAGUUUUUGAAAGUCUGCCGAGUGAUGGCUCUAUUUAUCCCAUCGGAGCUGAAUUGAAUGGACAUGUGGUAAGUAUGUUUUUAACGGAAGUGCAAGAUUGUGGCAAAACGUUAUAUGCCUUUGGUAUACGAACCCAUGCAGAUCACAGGAACACAAAAAAUUCAAAUUUUGCUGCUCAAGUAAUCAAGAAAUUGAUCGUCGACCAAUUGGAGCAAAAUGCUCGCCAGAUCAGAUCAGCUGUAGAUGCAGGGUCAAUUGCUCCGGUCAAAAUAUUGAGAAACAAUGGAUUCAAUAAAGUUUGUAGUUACGAAGUAUGA
This is a messenger RNA of Corticium candelabrum, 544 nucleotides long. RefSeq lists its product as uncharacterized. The record is from RefSeq and is a predicted model, not a curated record. Lineage: Eukaryota; Metazoa; Porifera; Homoscleromorpha; Homosclerophorida; Plakinidae. The transcript has 3 exons. The coding region runs from base 26 to 544 and encodes 172 amino acids.